Molecule: messenger RNA, 8196 nt
Organism: Penaeus monodon (black tiger shrimp)
Lineage: Eukaryota; Metazoa; Arthropoda; Malacostraca; Decapoda; Penaeidae
Gene: Cadps
Product: calcium-dependent secretion activator-like
Exons: 40
Coding region: 190-4416 (1408 amino acids)
Biological process (GO): synaptic vesicle exocytosis; dense core granule exocytosis
Source: RefSeq, a predicted model, not a curated record
CGCGGCGGUGCAGCAGGCCCGGAGGGAGGCGUGGCGUCCUUCUAAGCAGCUCGCGGGGAGGAGGAGGAGGAAACUCGAACCUCGUCCCUCGUUCACGCCCCCGCCCCUCGCCGCCGGCCACCCCUCGCCCCCUCCUGCGCGCACGCCCUAGCCGUCCUCGCCGCCGCCGCCGCCGCCGCCGCCACCAUUAUGCUGGAACCGAGCAGCUCUGAGGAGGAGUCCGACGGAGAGGUGAAGGAGGAGCCCGGAAUCCCUGGGCGCGGACUGCCGUCGCGAUCAGGGGGCGCGAGCGCCGCCCACGACCACCAUGCCCCUGAUGGAGGCCCGCAGGCGCCCGCCCCCCACCCGUCCCUGCAGGUCCCCGGCGCCAACAGCUCGCUCCCGAGGAGACCGAGCAUGCGAGCGGGCCAAGGGUAUGACAGUAGGAGCGUGUCUCCGGCGAGCACCCUCAGCGUGGACACCCUCAGCGUGGGCGGGGGCUCGAGGGCGAACUCUCUCCCUCGACCCACCUCGCCCUCGCCCUCCGUCAUGAGCGACAAAACCAUGACCCAAGAGGACCCCGCGGAAAAGCAAGAACGCGAGGAAGAGGAGAGGAAAAAGCGACUACAGCUUUACGUGUUCAUCCUCCGCUGUAUUUCGUACCCGUUCAACGCCAAGCAGCCCACCGACAUGACCAAGAGACAGAUCAAGGUUACCAAGCAACAACUCGAGACGAUUCAGGGACGGUUUCAGAGUUUCCUGAAGGGCGAACUCCAGAUCGCAGCCGACGAGGCCUUUACCAACGCGGUGCAGAGUUACUACGAAGUGUUCCUGAAGAACGAGCGCCUCUUGUCCAUGGUGAUCUCGGGCGCGUGUUCGCAGCACGACCUGAGGGAGGUCUUCAAGCACAACGUCGAGAAGAGAGUCAGGUCAUUGCCAGAGAUCGACGGCCUAAGUAAAGAGACUGUCCUGACUUCCUGGAUGGCGAAGUUCGACAUGAUCAUCAAAGGAGAGGAGGAGAGCAAACGCCCAGGCAGGAUGCAGCAGAGCCUGAACAGCGAGCUCAUCAUGCCCAAGGAACAGCUUUUUGAUAUGUUCCAGCAGAUCCUCAGCUUGAAGAAGUUUGAACAUCAGCUGCUCUUCAAUGCCAUGCAGCUGGACAGCCAGGAUGAACAAGCAGCAGCCAUCCGCCGAGAACUGGACGGCAGGAUGCAGAAAGUUGCGGAAUUAGAGAGGGAGUUAGAGGGUCUUAAGAGAGAUCCAGAAAAUCGCAAGUUGAUGCCCAAGUUUGUUGUGAAGGAGAUGGAGUCCUUGUACCUUGAAGAACUGAAGACCUCUAUCAACCUCCUGAUGGCCAACCUAGAAAGUCUCCCAGUGUCCAAGUGCUCGCAAGAAGGCAAAUAUGGCUUGAAAACCCUUAGAAAAUACAAUCACAGGUCAGAUGGGAGCAUGGAAAAUCUAAGUCUAAGUAGACGUAAAAGAUACAAAGUUUUCGAGUACCUGUCCCCGAAAUUAAGAAGAAGCAGGUCACAGAGCUCACUGAGCGGUAGAGACAGCGACAGCAUGGACAACGAGGUCACACUCACCAAGAUGGAUGUCGUUUUGUCGUUUGUAUUGGAGGUGUUGAUCAUGGAGGUUCGGGAGAUAAAGCACUUGCCGCCCAACAGAAUCGUAUAUUGUACUAUGGAAGUUGAAGGGGGUGAGAAACUCCAGACGGAUCAGGCUGAAGCUUCUAGACCAAUGUGGGACACUCAAGGUGAUUUCACAACUACACACCCCUUACCAGCUGUAAAGUGUAAGCUGUACACAGAAUCUGCAUCUAUGUUAUCUCUAGAAGACAAGGAAUUAGGCAGAGUAGUCCUAAAACCAACUGCUCUCUCUCCAAAGAUACCAGAAUGGUACAAGAUGCAAGUGCCAAAAAAUUCACCUGAGAAUAAUUUAAAUAUUAAGAUAACAGUGCGUAUGGACAAGCCCCAAAACCUUAAGCAUUGUGGGCAUUUGUACGCCUUAGGAAAAAGCUGCUGGAAAAAGUGGAAGAAGCGAUAUUUCUGUUUGGUACAAGUGUCGCAGUAUACAUUUGCUAUGUGCAGUUACCGGGAGAGGAAGAGUGAACCCACAGAAAUGAUGCAGUUGGAUGGGUAUACUGUGGACUAUAUUGAAGCUGUGUCAGCACAACUUAUGGUUGGAAUGGAUUUGGAAGGUGGGAGAUUUUUCUUCAACGCAGUCAGAGAAGGGGAGUCCAUUCUCUUUGCGACAGAGGAUGAGAAUGAGUCCCACCAGUGGGUGACAGCCUUGUAUCGAGCCACAGGCCAGGCUCACAAGCCAACGCCACCUGUUAUGCCUCAAGGAAAGAACUCCACUCUUUCUAAAAUACAGGGAGAUGCUGACAAGGCGAAGAAACAUGGCAUGGAUGAAUAUAUUAGUGCAGAUCCAGUUAGAUUUGACCACCAUAGCCUCUUCAGAUUAUUACAGACACAAACCCUUGAAUAUCGUCUCAAUGACCCAUAUUGUUCAUUGGGGUGGUUCAGUCCAGGCCAGAUUUUUGUUCUGGAUGAGUAUCAGGCCCGUUAUGGUGUCCGAGGUUGCUUCAGACAUCUGUGUUACCUUGAAGACCUACUUGAUCGUGCCGAGAAGGGACAGAUGAUUGACCCGACUCUCAUACACUACUCCUUUGCCUUCUGUGCCUCCCACGUUCAUGGGAACAGACACCAAACUACAAGCCCCGCCGAAGAUGGGACAGUGACAGUAGGCCAAGAACAAACUCAAGGCCAAAUAGCCCCUAACGUUCCAUUUCCAACAAGACCGGAUGGAGUGGGAACCGUCCUGGCUGAAGAGAAGGAGCGCUUCCAGGCCAUCAAGGAAAGGUUAAGAGUCUUACUUGAACACCAGAUUACCAACUUCAUGUAUUGCUUCCCAUUUGGUCGACCUGAAGGUGCCCUCAAAGCCACACUGUCUUUACUUGAACGGGUAAUGAUGAAAGAUAUAGCAACUCCAGUGCCCCCUGAUGAGGUGAGAGGCAUGAUUAAGAAGUGCCUAGAGAAUGCCGCUCUCUUAAACUAUACCCGUUUGUCGGCUGAAACAAAGAUUGAAGGUGGAGACACCACUCUGCAAGAGGACCUGAGUGGAGAGUCAGCAGUGUCAGCGAGCAGGAAACUUUACGAUCUUAUUCACCUCGCAGAGCUAUGUGUCGAUCUCCUUCAGCAGAAUGAAGAGCAUCAUGCUGAGGCUUUCAGAUCGGAUAAAGCUUUUGCUUGGUUCAGUGACCUUUUGGUAGAACAUGCAGAGAUCUUCUGGUCCCUGUUUGCAGUGGAUAUGGACCAGGUGUUGGCCGAGCAGCCACCUGACACCUGGGAGUCAUUCCCGCUCUUCCAGAUCCUGAAUGAUUACCUGAGAACAGAUGAUAAUCUGAAAAACGGGCGUUUCCACCAACACCUGCGGGAGACGUUUGCGCCGAUGGUUGUACGAUACGUGGAUCUUAUGGAAUCCUCGAUAGCUCAGUCCAUUCACAAGGGCUUCGAGAAGGAACGGUGGGAGAAUAGGGGGAAACCUUCAUCUCCAUCGGACUCGGAAACCCCCAAAAGAGUGGACCCAGUGGCCCUCGCCAGGAAUGGAUGUGCGACCUCAGAGGAUCUCUUCUGGAAGCUUGAUGCUUUACAAUCUUUUAUCCGAGAUCUUCACUGGCCUGACCAUGACUUUGCCAAACACCUGGAGCAGAGAUUAAAACUGAUGGCUUGUGACAUGAUUGAAUCUUGUAUAACACGAACGGACCAGGCAUUCCAACAGUGGCUGAAGAAGGGGACUGGCUUCGUGUCCACAGACUAUGUGCUCCCAUCAGAAAUGUGUGCAAUGGUGAAUGUCAUCUUGGAUGCUAAGAACCAGUCCUUUAAGCUGUGUGCAGUAGAUGGUGUUGAUGUGCACCAAUACCACACCAAAAUUGACGACCUUAUAGAGAGAACAAGCAGCUCCAUGACCCAGGGAAUGGUAGCCAAGCUACUCUCUGUGCUGGAGUCGGUCAUCUCUAAGCUCGGUAGAUAUGACGAGGGAAGCUUCAUUGGCUCCAUCCUGUCAUUUACUUACAAACAGAAUGUGAGUGGGUCUGGAAAGGAAUUGGGAAAAGCAUACAUUAACUUUGCAAGAAACUCCAUGGACCAAAUUCGCCAGAAGGUCAACGACGAGCUCUGGAUUUUGAACUUGUUUGAGCAAUGGUAUGCUGCCCAAGUCACCAUGAUCUGUUCUUGGCUGAGCGAAAGACUCGACCACAACCUCCAUCCAUACCAGUGCACCUGCCUCGCACACAUUGUCAAGCUCAUAUUCUCAGAUUUCACAGCGUAUGGCCUAGGCCACGAACAGACUGGGAUUCAGGCCUACAUGGUGGUGAGCCAGCGUGUGGAGGCCGAGCAUCAGCGCCUGAUUCGAAGCGGCAAACUCAAGGAAUAAGUCAACCCUUCCCGUCGUCAAAACCAUGUCCCGUGUUGUUGUCUUAGUCUUAGGAUCUUUUCGUGGCAGGAUGAGUGUUUAGAUGCCUGAGCGCUGCAAACCAAUGACUUUGGCAACCCGUUAAUUUCCCUCCCACACAACAAAGUUGCCAAAACUCUUGUCGGACAUUUCAUAGAUAAUGCGACUUCACGUAUAUUCAAGAUUAUUCCUGACGUCCGGUUUCUGUCCAAUACUUACCUAUGCAAAGCAAGUUCUACAGACCAUUAUUAACAUGUGAUUUGCCUUGGCUGCCAUAUUUAUUUGGUGCAGCUUUGGGACCAUCACCAAGUAAAAGCUAUAUAUCUAUCUAUAUCUGUAUAUAUAUAUACCAGUGUUUCUCUUUGACAUGCAGGAGUUUAAGCACUCUUCCUAUAGACAGAACUCACACUUCCCUUGAUCUACGGGAGUCCUUCGAGCUACUGUGGAGAAGGUGGCUGCUGGUGACCUACUACACAUGUGUUAUUAUAUCUUCUAGAAUCUUACCUCUAACACACAGUUUCGAUGUUUAUAUUUUGCUGUGCUGUGUUUUAUUCAUUUAUAAAGCUAUGAUUCUGAUUCUGUAGUCAUGGGAUUUUGAAAAAUAAUGAUAAUAACUAUUGUUCUUAAGUAAUCUCUUACUGCUGUGCAUCUAAAAAGGGAGAAUAAUGAAUGAGUUAUUGAACAGUAUAUUAUUCAACUAAUCUAUAUCAGCUAUGUGGAAAUUUUGAUACAUAAGCUACAUUGUACAGACUCAUAAGAAUAAGAAUAAGACUGAAAGGAAAAAAAAUAUUUUCAUACUCAGUAGAAGUACGCCUAACCUAAGAUAACAUUAAUAAUUUCUGUAUGAAUUAGAAAGCGUUUGAUAAUCUAAAAAAGCCACAUCCAGAAUCCAAAUAACGUUAAGUUAAUGAUCUGAAAUGUAUUUAUAUAUAUUUUCCCUGCUUAUAAAAAAAAUACUAUGAGAGCACAUGAUAAAAUAAAAUUUUAUCUCCCAGUUAUAAUUUCUGACUUCUUUUGUUUUAUUUUUUUCGCAAACUCAUUUCACUCCCUUCUUUAUACUUUCUGUUAAAGGAAAAUAACCUUCUAUUGUGUCACUGCAUGUGCUUUGAAUAUGUACGUACCUUUGCUCAAAAUUUAAUGUCCUAAUUCUGUACAUAAAAAGAAAAAAAUCAGUGUUUACUCCUCCACUUAUAACAUAACCAUGGCUUCUGGUGCAUUCAACCCUACACUAUAAACAAUGGCAUUCAUCUGUAAUGAGUACAAUAUUGGUAAUGUGUAAUAAAAAAAAAAGAAUCAGUUAAAUUUUCUGCUCUGCAUUUCUAUGGAGAAAAGAUUAUCAGUGAAUGAUAUUACCCAACAUUUAUGAUAUAUCAGUGCCUAAGAUGCAUUUUGUCAUAUUUUAUUUCAACAUUGCAUUAUCAUCUUAAAAUAUGAAAACAAGUUUCUUACAUUAUUUUUCUUAGAUUUAAUAUUCAUUGAUUCCGUAUGAUAUAAGAAGCUGAUUUUCAAACCAUGGAAAAUACAUUUGCUUAGAAUAUAAAUGUAUAUUCUGAAUUAAUUUGAAAUAAGGCAAAGAAAUUUGAUAGAUCAAAAAUUUGAUAAUAUUCUAUUUCUUCUAUGAUAUUUCUGUUUCUUUUUCCUCUUUCCUUUUUUGUUAUGUAGGCUCUUUUAAAGUAAUUGUAUGGAUCAAUUGAUAUUGGAGAUGAAUAUGUUUUCCUAUCUUUAUUGACUAUAAAUAUUUAGAAUUAAUGCAUUUUCAAAUGAGGUUAUUAAAUAUCAUAUAAAGAUAUGCAAGGAUGAGAUAUGAAUAGAUGUAUGAGAAUAUAAUAAUGUAAUCAGUAAUCCGUAAGCGAAUGAUAUUAGCUUUUUGGUUUGCUCCUGGUAUGAAUCUAGAAGUUGGGUUGAAUUCAUGACAGUUAUAAAUCAGGAAAAUGAACGACAACUCACAGCUAUAGACGGAGUUGGUUUUCUCUUGCUAUUUAAUUAUGUUUUUCAUCCCUUUUCUCUCAUUUGCCAUUUUCUCCUCUCUGUUCCUUCUUUGCAGAGAUUCAUCUCUUUUAACUGAGUUGUGGGAGACAGAUACAUGUGCUUAAUCUUAGCAUGGCAGUAAAUACAUGCUUUCAGAAAUGAAAGUGUAUGAGUAAUACAGUCAAACCAAGAAAGGAUCCAAUGAUAUAUAAUAGACUGAAAAAGUUGAAUUCCUGUAGAUUGUUUAUUAUACAGAUUCUUGAAUGAUAGCAAAAAAUUUAAUGGAGACAAAUGUCUGUUUUUGUAAAAGACAUAUAUUACUUUAUUUAAUUGAUGACUGGGAAUACAAUCAGUUUUAUUCAUAAUAAAGAAAUGCAGAUAACUCUUUUAAUUUUUGUGGCAUUUGAUGAUUUUUAGUAUGAUACUUCUUUCAAGAAGAACCAUAUGGCAAAGUAAAAACAUUUAGAGUGUGUGUUGCAGUGUACUGGAGUACUCAUUCAUUAGAUAAAUAAUGAUUUAUAAUAUAUUCUGCAGCAGUGCAUUUUAUGCUAAGGCUGAAUCCUGACAGUUCCAUUCAACAUAUUACACCCAUAAGUAAUAUGUUGUGUUGUAUUUAAUUUAAUGAAAGUGAAAAAGAAUGGUAAAUGUAGAUAGUUUCAGAAAUCAGCCGUUAACUAAGCUAUUGGUGGAGUGACAGUGAUUAAUUUUAUCCUCAGCUGAAAAACUACCAAACAUGAUAAUAUGAUUUUAUUUUUUGGUCUUGUUUUAUUGAAUUGAUUUUUUGUUCACAUUGCACUGCAAACAAAACAAGUGCCAUGUCAUUUUGUGUAAUGAUGCAUGCUCUCUUUUGGCAUUAAACUGCAUUUAUCCUUCCAUUUCUGACAUUGUUCAUUUGCAACAUGGUAUGUACAGGAAGUAUCUUCCCAUAAUAAAAAAUGCAUGUUAAUAAAAUACACUUCGCAUGAGAACCCUAUAGUUUCCUUGAACACCACAUGCCGUAUAAGUUGUACAUUGUUUGUAUUGUACUUUUGUUAUUGUAUUUUGUAUUGUUUGGUCAGAAAUAUUAAUUUUUUGUAUUACCUAUGAAUUGAACUUUAGAUUUCAAUAUGAAGAUGUUGAUUAGAAUUUGAAAAUGAGAGCUGAUGCUUGUACAUAGUUUGAUAAGAAAAGAAAAAAAGAUGACAAGGUGUGCCUAUCUCUUUGCUCAUUACUAUUUUAAGUGAUUCACUUUUUCUGCCUCUGUUUCCAGCAGAUGAAUAUAUAUCCAUGAUCUACAAGAGAAUAACUUUUUAGGAUAAUCAAUAUUAUUUGCAUGUAACUGUAACAUAUUUCUGAUAAUUAUGAUUUAAUUGUCCAUAAGUUUUAAAGGUUUAACAUAUAGAAUAUUGAGAAUGGGGGUCAUGGCUAAUUAUAAAUGUAAUUGCAGAAAACCUUCUCUCUGUCAGUUUACUUCCCUUUUCUUCAAACAUAAGUAACCUAGUUUUAAAUACAUGUAUGGCUUAAUUUCACUUGAAGUAAUGAAGAAAAAUGUGUAUAGAACAAGUAAGCAAUAUAGCAAGAGAAAAAUGUGUAUAGAACCUGUCACAUUUUCUUUCCUUAUGACUAUAUAUUUUUCAUGCAAAGAAAUCUCUGGGCAAAUUUGAAAAAAAAAACUAUAAUGAUUGAACAGAAGGAAACCAGAAGUAUCAUUGAUUAAAGUGACAUCUACAAUGCAACAAAAGACUUGUUUGUUAUUUGUUGUUAAAUGUAGUAAAUCCUCACUUAAAAAAAAACUGUAUUAUGAUUUUUUUCCCC